AGGUACAUCUUUAAAUACAUGUUUGCAUUGUGUCAGAAAUUAACAGACCAGAAACCAGCGAACACAAGGGAAAGGCCUUUAAAAAACAGGAUACAGCAGGCUAAUAUUCAAAUAUUUAAGAUGUAACGUUUACGCUUCCGGAUAUGUGGGCUUUCUGGCGGACACAAGGUAUCUAAUAAAUAUUUCGUUUGAAUUGUACACUGGGGAUUGUGCUCUUACGAGUCAGGCACACUAUCAACAGACACUCAAGCCAGCAUAAACGAGGAACACUCCUCCCCGACAGCAUUCGCCUUACCAUGCAGCACUAACUGUUCGACAACUCACGCUGCUGAAACGACGUCGUCUGAUUUCCGAGAUGAGGGAGGGAGCUGUACGGAGCGGCGUCAUGAAGAGUCGGAGACGCGGGGAGGUCUAGCGCCUGAACCCGGCAGCCGCCAGGAAGCCGAGAGCCAGGGAGACCGGUUUAGCGCCUUUUCGUUUCCCGGACAACUGUCGCGAGCGCGCCGAUGCGACGCGCAGGCGGGGUCUGUGACCGCGACCCUUUCGCCCUCCCUCGGUCCCGCGACCGCACCGUCCCCGUGGGCCUCCGCGCCCGAAUAGGACACCGCCACGCCAGGACCACGUUCGCAACCACGGCCUCUUACGCUCAGACCACGGUCCUUCACGCUCAAACCACGGUCUUUUACGCUCAAACCAAACUCAGGUAGCUGUCGUCUUUUUACCACAUAUUUAUUUAUUUUUUAAACUUUGAGGUAACUUUGAGCUUGCGGACGUCGGUCAAUCCGGGACUGUUUUAAAAAAAUAAACAAGCUUCCCGGGUGCUUUCCUCUCAUAAUCCCAUCUAACGGCGACAGGAGGGGACCUGCCGUCGAAGAAGCGUCCAGGAGCCCGGCCGCGUUCUCCCCGGUAGCAACCGCUAUUUCCCCGUUAGCACCCGCUAUUUCCCCGUUAGCAACCGCUAUUUCCCCGUUAGCACCCGCUAUUUCCCCGUUAGCGACCGCUAUUUCCCCGUUAGCGACCGCUAUUUCCCCGUUAGCAUCCGCUAUUUCCCCGUUAGCACCCGCUAUUUCCCCGUUAGCGACCGCUAUUUCCCCGUUAGCGACCACUAUUUCCCCGUUAGCGACCGCUGUUUUCCCGUUAGCGACCGCUAUUUCCCCGUUAGCGACCGCUGUUUUCCCGUUAGCGACCGCUAUUUCCCCGUUAGCGACCCGCGUUCUCCCCGUCAGCGGCCCACGUUCCGCCCAGGCAUGCAGUGCAAGCGGAAGGUGUGCCUGUGCGCGCUGCUCUGCGGGAUCCUGUUCGUCACCAUCGCCACGCACACGCUCCAGCGGGGCAACCUCCUCCCCCUGGCCGUGGCCGCGCUGCGCCCCUUCGCCGCCACGGCGCCUGCCGGGACUCUGGGGCGCCCGCCCCCGACCGAGGCCGCCCGGCCCGAGGAGGGCGUGGCCUGCGGCUGCCCGUCGUGCGUGGCCGACGCCGGCCGGUCCGAGUGGUUCGACCGGCACUACGACCCCCAGCAGCAGCCCGUCCUCACUGCCCAAAACGCCAGCCUCCCCCCGCUCACCCUCAAGUGGUGGCUGGGUCUCCAGCGGUCUGCGGGGGAGCCGAAGACGGAGGAGGUGAUCCAGAAAAUGUUCCAGGUCAUCUCCAGCCCCUUGCCAGACUGGAAGCCCCAGAAGACUCGGUGCAGGAAGUGUGCCGUGGUGGGAAACUCAGGGAACCUGCUGGGCUCGAAGCAUGGCCCGCUGAUCGACUCCCACACCAGUGUGAUUAGGAUGAACAAAGCCACUACCUCGGGGUUCGAGGAGGACGUGGGGAACAGGACCACGCACCACCUGAUUUACCCAGAGAGCGCGGUGGACCUGCGGCCUGGCGUGCACCUCGUCCUCCUGCCCUUCAAACUGCGGGACCUGCAGUGGGUGGCCAGCGCCCUGACCACCGGGGAGAUAAAGACAACGUACAUGAGAGUGAAAGCGCGCAUCCAGGCCGAUAAAGACAAGGUGAUCGUGGUGAACCCGACCUUCUUCAAAUACACCCACGACAGGUGGACGGAGCGCCACGGCAGGUACCCGUCCACCGGAAUGCUGGCCAUCGUCUUCUCCCUGCACGUCUGCGACGAGGUGUCUGUGUUUGGCUACGGGGCAGACCACCUGGGGAACUGGCACCACUACUGGGAGAACAACAAGCUGGCCGGGGCGUUCCGCAGGACCGGCGUGCACAACGGCGACUUCGAGAUGCAGGUCAUCGAGAAGCUGGCCGCCGCCGGCAAAAUCAAGCUGCACAAAAGAUGAGAGGAGGCGGAGCCUUAGCCGGACCGCACCUAACCGCACGCAGCCGGAAGCCAUACCGCCGCCGGGCGCUAAACAAACAAACAGACCAAAGAGAGGACACCGGCGACCGGCCCUGUAUGGCUGGGAGCGCCGCAGUCUCGCAGAACCAAACAAACAAACAGACAAACAAAACCGCAAAACGCUGUCCUAAGACCAAACCAAUCGCUCGUGUCUCCGUUUAUACUUGAGUUUUUUGUUUAUUAAAAAGCCUGUGUUUUAACGGCGUGUCUCACAGACGGUUCGGGGUGCUGUCGCCACCCUGCGGCGGGGCGUACGGGGACCGGAGCGCGAGCGGGAAGUUCUAUUUCUGCCCCAGUGCUUUAUCCUGAACCACCGCGCCUUAUCCACAGCUAUCCUGCAGGAAUUCGGGAGCCUCGGGGGGGGUGUUGACCCAAAACGAGGCCGCGAGCAGCUCCGCUCACUCCUGGGGGUUGGAGGCGGGGUUUGGAAGCUCGCGACCGCACGCAUGCCCUGCAGCAGCUCGCACACGCAUGUGCUGUGAAGCUGCGGUCACUUUAAGAGGGUCGUGGAAAAUCGAGCACUUUUUAAAAUGUUUUUUUUUUUUUCAGAAAGUGGAGAAUUUAAUCGCUAUGGACUGAUAUACAUGGAAAUUCAAGCAGCUUCUUUUUUUUUUCUUUGCUAAAACUCUGCCUUCUGCUGCUUUGGUCAGAGGUGCGCAUGACAAAUCACUAAAUCGCCACGACGACUGGGGCGGUCCGCCUGUGGCCACGUUACCUGGUGCCUUGUGCUGGAUGCUUCUCUCGACAGACUGAAUGUUGUACUCAAUGCAUGAUUGGACGGGUGGGCGGCACUGAGCAGCCAAUCAGGAGGUACCAUCAUGCAGUGCAGGGGGCCGGUUGUGAAGCCACUCAAUGAGAUCCGUUUCAACAAAGAUAUUACAUAUACUGACCAGGGAAUAUUUGUUUUAAAUCCUGAGAUGGUUUACCCACUAUAUGUGAAUCAUCUAAUAGCUUUUACCUCCUAUUUUUCCUGCAAAUCAAAAGUUUUUUUUAAUAUUCCUUUAGUUAAGGGUGAUUUAAGUGACCUAAAUAGAGUAUCUUUGUUGACACUGAUCCAGAGUUGACUGCAUGGUAUAAUUAUGUUCGGAAAUUCAGUUUCCAUUCAAACUUUGAAGAGGAUCUGCUUUCGGAGCACGAAAACCAGAUGAGAGAGGAACUGAAUUCUGAAACGCUUCUUCAGAGAAAUGUGUGAUUUGAGCAAACCCCAUAUAUUUGGGGUUAGUGAUGACUUGAAUUCAAAUCUGUCCUGUAUGUGUGGGAAUGAGGGAUUUUUAAAAAAUGUAACCAGUGUAUAAAGCAUGUGCGUGCAUGUGUGUGUGUGUGUGUGAGAGAGAGAAUUGCAACUGUUUCCAUUAGCCUUAAACUGGAGACCUGUGGGGAACAUGCUCUCCCUGCCUGUGCCCUGUCCUGUCCACUCCAGGAACAAUUUUCCAUAAAGCAAAUACAGCCAUUCAUUAUAUGCAGUGAAUAAAAGGAAAUUUUAAUUGGGUGACUGGGCUUCGAUAUGAACUGCAUACGCUGCAUUAGGUCAUAGGCCCGUAUUGCAGAACCAUCUCUUAUGCAAGUCUGUAUGAGGUAACACAAUGCCUGUUUCCAUCUGGCUUUAACGGGGACAUCUGUUCAUCUCUUUUGUUUUGGAAAUAAAUGCAUGUAACAAGUU
Anguilla rostrata (American eel) is the source of this 4010-nucleotide messenger RNA. It is a transcript of the gene st3gal8, whose product is annotated as ST3 beta-galactoside alpha-2,3-sialyltransferase 8. Gene Ontology annotation, cellular component: membrane. Gene Ontology annotation, biological process: sialylation. The transcript is spliced from 7 exons. Bases 1248 to 2291 code for a protein of 347 amino acids. NCBI's taxonomy places the organism in Eukaryota, Metazoa, Chordata, Actinopteri, Anguilliformes, Anguillidae. The record is from RefSeq and is a predicted model, not a curated record. Gene Ontology annotation, molecular function: beta-galactoside (CMP) alpha-2,3-sialyltransferase activity.